Messenger RNA from Stegastes partitus (bicolor damselfish), 6957 nucleotides. It is a transcript of the gene usp53b, whose product is annotated as ubiquitin specific peptidase 53b. The record is from RefSeq and is a predicted model, not a curated record. The coding region runs from base 529 to 3678 and encodes 1049 amino acids. Gene Ontology annotation, molecular function: cysteine-type deubiquitinase activity. NCBI's taxonomy places the organism in Eukaryota, Metazoa, Chordata, Actinopteri, Pomacentridae. Gene Ontology annotation, biological process: protein deubiquitination; response to auditory stimulus; sensory perception of sound. The transcript is spliced from 17 exons. Gene Ontology annotation, cellular component: cell-cell junction.
ACAGUAGUUUGCCAUGCAGGGAUUGAAGAUUGCACUACAACAGCAGUGCACUUGAGGCUACACUAGGGGCGGAGUUUGACCUCCCAAGUCUCAAAACAUCACUAAUCCGCGUCGGACAUUCUGGUCCAGGCCAUCAUCGGCCCUGUUUGGACUCACAAAAAAAAAAAAAAAAAAGAGACGAAUUACCAGAGAAACAACAACAACAGCCCUGCAGUUCUCUCUGCUGCGGAAUCACACGGACGCUCGGGCUUGUGUGCGCGUCGGAGCGGGGUUUUGGGAACGAGCGCGUUACAUGCGGCUGGACGUAUCUGCAGUCAUCUCUCCGCCAGUUUUAUUUGCACAAUUCAGCGGCAAGUCGUGGGAUUUUUUGCGGCUUUGACAGCUGGAUCGCUCUGCGUCCGACGACUGGCCGCUUCCUCCCCCCAUCUAACCAAAGUUGCCAUUCAAUGUCCAGAGGCACAUGGCUGAGGCUGCCCUGUGGCUGAUCCUAACGAUGCUUUCGACAAACCGCUCUGGAGGUGCGUGGGGAUGAAAUGGAUGGAGCCGAUGGCCAGACCAACGCACCAGCUCCCACGUCCCAGCAUGUCCAGCUGCAGCAAGUCUCCCCCCAACUCUGGAGAAGUUGCAGGCUCUAACUCCAUGGCAUGGGUGAAGAUGUUCAAAAAACCUGGCGGAGGUCUUAAGAAAUCCUACCAGCCUGGGAGCAUGCUCUCUCUCGCCCUCACCAAAGGCCUGCUGAAUGAGCCCGGGCAGAACAGCUGCUUCCUAAACAGCGCUGUUCAGGUGCUUUGGCAGUUGGACAUUUUCAGGAGAAGUCUGAGGCAGCUCUCAGGUCACUUCUGUCUCGGUGAUGCCUGCAUUUUCUGCGCUUUAAAGAGCAUAUUCAGCCAGUUUCAGCAAAGCAGAGAGCGCGUUCUUCCCUCCGACAGCCUGCGGAACGCCCUUGCCGAAACUUUUAAGGAUGAGCAACGCUUCCAGCUCGGCCUGAUGGAUGAUGCUGCUGAGUGCUUUGAGAACAUCCUGGAGCGAAUCCAUUUGCACAUAGUUUCAGACACAGCGACUGACGCUUGCUCAUCCAAAUCCUGUAUCACCCAUCAGAAGUUUGCAAUGAUGCUUUAUGAGCAGUUUGUGUGUCGCUGCUGUGGUGCAUCUUCAGACCCACAUCCAUUCACAGAAUUUGUACAUUAUGUCUCCACCACUGCUUUAUGCCAACAGGUCGAUCGCAUGUCGGGGAAGAGCGAGCGACUGAGGUCAGACAUGUUUGGAGAAUUGCUGCAGGCAGCAAACAACACAGGUGACCUCCGAAGUUGCCCGAGUGACUGUGGUCAGAGCAUCAAGAUCCGCCGCGUUCUCAUGAACUGUCCAGAGAUCGUGACUAUUGGAUUUGUGUGGGAUGCUGAGCAGUCUGAUCUUACAGACGAUGUCAUUCGGUCUCUUGGCCCACGUUUAAACCUUUGUGGGCUUUUCAACCGAGUCACUGAUGAAAAUGCCAAACGGAGUGAGCUACAUCUGGUGGGGAUGAUCUGUUUUGCGAGUAAACAUUACUCCGCUUUUGCCUAUCACACCAAAUCUUCAAAAUGGAUGUUUUUCGACGACGCCACCGUAAAGGAGAUUGGAUCCAAAUGGAAAGACGUUGCCUCUAAAUGUAUCAGGGGACAUUUCCAGCCUCUUCUUUUGUUUUACACCAAUCCUGAGGGAAGUCCGGUAUCUAAUGAAGAUGCACCGAGACAAACCACCAUGUGUCCUCGGUACAAAGCCCAAGUAAACGGUGAUGUGACCGUGAAACAUCCACUUGGCAGUCCUAACAGAUUUCAGGAGCCUUUCAUGGAGAAUUUGCAGAGGCCGGGGGAAACAUCGAAGAAGGACAGAGGGCAUCGAAGGACCGACCCAUCACAACACAAAGAUAUGGCACAUACAAGAUCUUCAUCUCCACCUGAGAACGGGCCAAGGCCUCCUGUGGAAAAAGUGAAAAGCCAUCCACGUGCUGAGAAGUCAUCAAACCAUUCAAGCAGAGCAUCUCAGGAGCCACAUGGACAAACCUUAGGUACACAGAGUGGUGGCCACAGCCGGAGGACCAACACGUCCCCCAGUCGCCACGAUCAGGAUAGCUGCCACGAACAAUGGGAGAAAGGCGGGAAUGGAGGAAGCCGUGGUAAGUCCAAGUCCACUUGGAGACCCAUCCGGGAGGUGUUAAACGUGGACACGGUGCUGAAUGAACUGGAGCAGCGCCGUCAGCAGCAACACGACAGCCCGCGGUGCAGCAAGCCUUCGUCCCAGGAAAGAGCGCACGCUGAGCAAAGCCGAGACCGAGAGCGGGAAUACGCGAGAACCAGAGAAGAUCGGAAACAGAAGUGUUUAAUGACGAUUUACGAGGACGAGCAGCGGCAGGAGACCGAGAGCCACAGCUCGGUGGAGUCGGAGAGCAGGACGAGCCAGCAGAGGGGCAGCAGGCUGAAGGGAGGCCCCAAGACUCUGCUGCGAAGCGACACCUGGACCAUUCAAAGGACAGAGUCUGGAUAUGAGAGCAGUGACAGACUCAGCAGUGGCUCCACCAAUCCUGACUCCCCGGGGGUUGACGGCUUUGCGGUUAAAGACCAGAGAUCAGCUCCAGAGGUGCAGUUGCAAAGUCAGCUGCACCAAAAGGGGGGCGAUGCGAAAUCAGCGUCCUCACCUUCACACAACGGUAAACAUCAACCCAAACCUCAGGGAAAGAACCAUGACCAAGUUUCACACUCACAUCUAAAGGGCAGUCCAAGUUCAAGACGGAAAUCAAAGUACACUUCUAGCACCUCCAGAAAAGCAGCGUCUUCAGAGAGGAACUCUUCUGGUUCAGAUAGCAGGCAGAGUGAGCAGCAGGAGCUGACAAACUGUAGAGGGCACACUGGAGAAAGUACAACCCUGAGGCACAUUACAAAAACCAGCAGCUCAGAAUGGAACAGCUCCGAUGAUCUUGCUCUCUCUGAACCCGAGGACAGAGAAAGCACUUACCUCUCCAGUAACAGCGAGGCCGCCGCCUCCGAUUCCCAGUGUCCCCACAUAGCCCUGCCAUACCAUCCUCCCAGCAACGUGACUGCAGAGCCUCUCCAGCUGAACAACCAACGUCAGCUCGCUACGACAGGGUCGCCUCACCUUCGACCCGCUCAACGGAUUUCUUCUCACCAGGGCGAAACGAGUCACGCAGCGUUUCGCCCCAGGAUGCUUCAAGAAACUUUCCCAUCAAGUCCUCGUCUUUCAUCUACAUCCUACAUUAGUCCUCACAGGAAGCCUGACAUGUCGGGCCUCCGAACCUUCUCAGAUGCAAGCUCCAAGUCGGGCUCUGACCCGGAGAGGAGUACCCCGUCAUCGUGUGAAAGUGAGGAAAGACUAACUGGGUGCAGAGUGGAACAGGCAGUGCCAGCUCAAGAGGUUUCUCUGACAACAUACUUUAAUGUGGAUAACUGUAUGACGGAAACAUACCGUCUCAAGUACCACAACCAGAGGCCUCUUGUCCUCUCUGCCACGGUGCCACGGACAGUGAUUGCGAGUGAGAGGAGAGAUAAUAGCCACACACUCCCUAGUGACACACACUCACAAGACGUGCCAAAAGCCAGACCUGAAACAAGCCAUAAUAGCAAUAAACCCACUGCAAAAUGGAACCCAGUGACAGCCAAAGGACUGGAUGAGCGUGGUUUUUUAUGAGUGUUACUUGGUAAGUUUUGUUUACACGGAUGGACAGGAUUAACUGGAUGCCAAAGAGUUUACAGAAUGGAAACAUGUUCAGAAGCCCUGACUUCUCCAAACUGAGCGGAGCUUAUUUAUGCAAGCUUGUCACAUAAGUAAAACCUAUUUCUAAAUGCUGUUAUGAAUUGUUUGACGGAUUAUCAACGAUCACAUAUAUCUUCCAUCGUCCAACAGUAUUGCUGCGAGAAGAUUUAGUUCUAAAUCUUGUUUUUCAGUUUGCACAAUGGGUGUUUGGAGAAUUCUUUUUAUCACCUUAUGACAAGGUUAAAAUAUUUAUUUUUUUAUUUGUGCAAUAGUACUGCAGAGGUGCUGCGGAACGGCAGAUAAGACAUAUAUUUAAGGUCAGGCUUUGAGAGAUUAUGGUGAGCCACAGGUGAUGCUGUGAUCUGUACAGGAAUUAUACAGACAUGAGAGAAUGAAGUGUGAUGACAAAUCACAGCAUGUUGAAAUGGAAAGGUACGUUAGAGAUACUUUAUCAGAUUAUGAUGUCAUUCUACACAGUACAAUAAAAUCAAAGGUUUGCCUCAUCAACAGCAGGUUGAAGGUAGUUCAUGAAUUACACCUAUUAAAUAGUAAGACUGGAGACGUGUUUAAUUAGUAUCUGGGCAGCUUACCGACUUUAUGCACAUUGGGGACUUAAGCUCCCCAAAGAACAGACACUGCAACAAAUACAUUAUGUUUUAUUGCUGAUUACUUUCAAGUGUUGUCAUUUAUCAGUUCUUUUACGACAUUUAUGUGUUAAUGAAUGACCGCUGGCUGCCCCCUAUCAGUCUGCCAACUUUGCUGUACAAGUCCUUCGACAAAGAUUCAGAUUUGUUUAAUUUCCCUGAACAAACUAAAGCAAUGUUUAUGCAAUUUUUAAAAAAUGUGUAACUUGGUUUGACAAAAUGUGAUUUUGCAUGAGUGCAUUCCCCGUCUGGCAGUCAGUAGACGGGGCAGCCCUCGGCCCAUUCAGUGGGUUGCUAUACACGAUCACGCAGCCUUGUGUAUUCUACCUUCAACUGUGCUGGUUCUUGUAAUCCGUUUUUUUGUAACUCACAGUGAUGUCAAACUGUAUUUUUUCCAGUCUUCCUCCUUAAGUGGACAGAUUUAAACAAGUCUGUAUUUGCAGGUAUUUCCAUACUGAUGCCAAUGUAAUUGAUAUACCUAUCUGACAUUAUUACUAACCAUACAACGCAACACGCAAGUAUUCUUGUUCAUAAGAAUAAUGUUCUGAAACCUGCAUGUGGCCUUUACAACAUCAUACUAGCUGUGUGUACAGCCAAAGCAUGAGCAUGAAAAUACUGGACUGUGCGUCCAGCAAACAUAACAUUCUAUUGGAUUUUAUGUAAUUGUAAUAAAAUAAAUUCAUCAAAUAGCAAUUUGUAAUCAAGAUUGAUUUGGAAACUUUUUUUUUUUUUUUUUUAGCAUUUAAAUGUGGUUCUCUUCUCUUGCUAAUAUAUAAAUACAUCAGUUUUAAAAAGAAAUGUAUGAUGCAAACAGUGCACUGGAAAGCUGUCCAAGAUGUACUAUGCAUUCUCAGAAAAUUACUUUAAUACAGAUGUGGGUGUUUUUUUUUUUUUAAGUCUGUAUUGUGGAAAUCCGACAUUCCCAAGACCACACACAGAUUAUGUUGCUUCAUUUUCAAAUAUUAGCAACAUUUUUUUAUUUUAUUUUUUUUCCAUUUUCUGAUCACUAGAUUGCCAAGUCUUUUUCCUAAACAACCUGCCAUUUAUACAAAUGUUUCCACUUUGCAUUUUUAUCUAUUCACAGUAACCUUUGUCCAGGUGUUUCUCAACUCCUCUCACUGAGUACAUCUAGUCACUAAAUCUGCCAUGUGUGUGUGUGCCGUGUUCGUGCUGUCUGACACCAAAGGAUAGUGUUUAGAGAUAGUGUUUUAUCUGAUCACGCCUAAGCUAGUGGUUUUGAGCAUCUAUCUGCAUUUCGCACAGUUUAUUUAUUGACACUGUUUAAACUGAAGAAAAAACAUGUAACGCUGAGAAUUUCUUUGAUCAGUCUCACCUCUCACUGAUACUGUACGCACCGGACACAUACUAGACUGCCUUUAAAUAGGUUUAUUGUGCUGUAGUAAUUAUAAAUCACUGUUAUUUUAAGGUACCUGAUAUAUUCACAGAAUAUAUAAAUUAUAAAUUACUGAAUGAGAUGAAGCUCAGUCCAAGUAUAUUAACCAGAUUACCUUAAUGUUGUCUCACCUGCAAAGUGUUUUGUUGUGUUUUUUUUAUCUUAUAACUAAUGCUUGUUUCAUUUAUUUACUGCAUUUUCCUGUUAUUUAUGUUCUUCAUCUGUAAAGUAGGAAUUCUCUCGUUUUGUUUUGCAUUCUGAACAUUGUGUCUUCAGUUGUAUCAAUAGUGCCUUGACAUUUUUAGUGGAACAUGUUCUUUCUUUUUCUUCUUUUUUUUGUGUGAGUUAACUACAUUUAGGGAAUGAAGGAGGCGAAUGGAAGGGAACAGAGGAUGUGAUGAAAUACUUUUUAAAUAUGCAAUGCUAACCGUGACAUAUCUGAUGCUCCUCUGUGAGCGUCAGGGGCAGGUCCAGGUCUGGUCAUCCUAAAAGCCCCCUUUCAGAUCUCCAAACUACAAUCACUCACAGCUCAAUCAGGAAAAUUUGAUUCAGACACCAUGUGCGGAAAGUAAGGAAAUCUGUGCUUAUAAAGUAGCGAGUGCAUCCCACCUCCUGGGCAAGCAGGACUUGGUGCUGAACCUCAACGUGUAAUAACUGCAAGAUUUUUCUUCACUUGAGCUAUUGUAUGUGUAUGAAUACAUUUGUGGCUUGCACCCAUUGUCUGCAGGCUUUAUGUAUGCUACAGGUCUGUUUUCCUCCUGUGUCUCAUGUCACAGUUGGCAUUGCAUCAAUCCAUAUCCUUUACCGCGUGCUAAACAUACAGGGACAGAACCUAAUUACACUGUAUUGCAUCAACACUCCAGAACAAAAGAGAACUUUUUCCGCAUUAUGUCACUGAUUUCAUCUGAUAAGUCACAGGCUGAUGUGGCCUGAUGUGUCGGACCUGUAUGCCUCACUGAAUCCUACUGUCAUACCUCUGUGUGGUCUGGUCUGUGGAUUUGGCCUGACAUUACUGCUGAAUUGAGUUGUUUCAGUGAAUGCUUCAUUGACAUGUGUAAGUACAGAUCAAUUUAAAGAAACAUGUAAAAUCUGUCUACACUUUAUAUUUUUGUAGAUAAUAUAUAUUUAUUUUUAUUCAUUGUUGAAUAAAGUUUCAAUUACUGUAUCACUCUCAAA